AUGUUGUAUAUUGUUACUGCCGUGGCGAUCAUUUCUCUCCUGACUGCUGCUGCAUCUUUGGCUUUAGCAUUAAGUGUGAUGAAUUCCCAAAACACUACGGACUCCGCCUUGAGAUGCUCUGCAGAUUGAGUUAAAUCUACCGUCCAAGGUACACAAGGCGGGCCGCUCCUAUUUUGUAGUGAUAAGUCAAGCAAUAGGAGAUUGGUGUGGUAGGAACUAAAAACACGCAACUUAAGGACCCUGCAUUUUCUCAAUUUAGCCUAAACAAGUUAUUACAUAAACGGUAAUUAGCACUAAUAGGUUCUUAUUUUGUGAAGAGAGGAUCGUGAAUGUUUACUUUCCUUAGUUGCCCAAGUGUACAGAAUUUUUUCUAGUUUUUGAAAGGAAAAAAAACAGGUUUCAAAUUUUAGGCUAAACAGGCGCGGUUCUUCUAUAGAGGGGGCCCCUAACUGGAAAAUUUUUGCCCGAACGAGUGUUCUUAAAAACCAGGUUCUUCGUCAACCAAGCACGUCUUUGAUUUAACUAUAUGUAUACAAACACCACUUCAAGUUCACAAACCUGUUGGCUCCAUUUUCUUUCUAUUUUCUUCCAUUUUCCCUUUAAAGGUUUAAAGAAGCUACUUUCUUAACACAUAGAAACUUUUUGAAGUUGGAUUAAGUCUUAUUUACAAAGUCAAAAGCUCGUUGCGAAUAAUUGCCUCUGGGGACUAAAUGCUCUGAAUUAAUCUUGCUCUCGAAAGUAAAGAGAUUUGUCUACAUAACAUAUCUUUUUAGGUUCAAGAAGCAAUACGGCUUCUUGAAUUGCACGACUCACUGUAACGUAAACAACAUAUAAGAUUUCUUCUUUGCAGCUCAUCUCCAAAGGAUAGAGAAAAAUAUAUCACACAUGAUCGCGUCAGAGGUAGGUGCUACAACGAAUUUAUGAACAUAUAAGAGAGUGUCAUUCCACGGAUGUAAAAACACCUAACAUAACAUACGAUACACUUCUGAUCAAAGGCGCAUUAAUAAGGGUUUUCAUCUGGACCUCAAUUAAGGUAAUCCAAGAGAGUCUUAGAUUCUGAAUUCCACGCUGUGGAUUCCAUAUUCCAGGCAUACUGGAUCCCGGAUUCCUUGUCAGUUGAUGUUUGUCCCAGAAUAAACAAAGACCAGACUGUGUAAGCAAAUGUUUGCCUUGAGUCUAGACAUUUUGACAGAUAAUUGUGAUCUGAAUAAUUUAAACUAAGGCUUGAAAAACCACUGCAAAAACCGUGAACGAUCAACAUGAGGGAACACAAAUCGCCUGGACUGUAAGUAUCCUGGAGAGUCACAUACAAUCUACUAGAUGUAACGUUGCACGGGACUUUUGGAGCACCUCAGGCAGUAUCCGACCGAGGCGUUAUAAUCCUUUUCUUAUAUUAAACACGGAUUUACACGGAUUUGAUAUUUACUUUCCUUUAUACAGAUGCGAUUACCGGUCUAUACUUGUCAUCAAGUUGUAAUAAAUGCGUUUCAAUUUUCGCGACAACAAUGACGCUUGUGUUUUAAUAUUUACUGCCAACUGGUUGUCAGCAGCACUAGCCUGCGUAGCAGGCGCUCGCUUGGAGGUAGUGGGCGAAAGAGAGAACGGGCGCGCGCGAGCGAGACACGCCCACUACUUGCGCUCACUAUUUCCAAGCGCCUGUUACGCAGGCUACAGCCGCACGCACCUUGGGAAACGAGAUGAUUUAAAAUUAUUUGACUCGAUAAUGACGGUGAAGACUCUAGUUGGAAGAAAAUAUUAUCCUUCCCGCCGUCGUUUUGCGAAAACGCGAUAUAUUCGGUUUCUUCCAAAGCUGUCAUGACUAAGCUGUAAUAUUGUCGUCACAACUAAAAUAAGUUAAGUUUAUGUCCCAAAACAAGGACUUGCUAACCAAAGUAAAGCAGGAGCCCAUGGCUCCGAAUACAUUUUUAUCGCUCACUGUGAAUUAAGCCGCAAAAAAAACAACAACAAAACCGGAUCGAAAAAAUAAAUUAAAUCACCAAAAACAAAUACAAGCUCGCUAUUCCAAAACCCCGCACCGAAUAAUUUAAACUAAGGCUUGAAAAACCACUGCAAAAACCGUGAACGAUCGACAUGAGGGAACACAAAUCGCCUGGACUGUAAGUAUCCUGGAGAGUCACAUACAAUCUACUAGAUGUAACGUUGCAUGGGACUUUUGGAGCACCUCAUCGGCUUUUUAGUUAGUCUGGUCAUACGAAUCAUCCACUUCUAAAAGGUCCUUUUAGGCUAUUUUAGAAAGACCGGAAUCCAUCUCGGAAAUGUUCCAGCGCGAAAAGCAACUGAAAGGCGUGUUCCAUCAACAAAAAUACAACAACAAUUUUCAUUUUGUUUCUUUGUUUGUUUUUUGACAAUGGUAAUUAACUCUUAUCUUACUUUAAUUAAAGUUUGGAAUUACUAAUGGUACAGAUCCAUCCAAGCGCUCAGACAACGACGGAUUGAAAGGUGAGCCCGGACCUCCGGGCCCACAGGGGCCAGCAGGACCUCCGGGACCUAGGGGCUUCAAUGGAACACAAGGACCGAUGGGCCUUCCUGGACCACAAGGACAACAAGGACUUCAAGGAGCAACAGGGUCCACGGGUAUAAACGGCUCUCAAGGCCCACCUGGAAGGCCCGCUGCUGGGAAUUUGUCCCUGUGCCAGUACAAGAACAAGAGAGAAACAGCGCAAACAUUUGGAAUCGCAGCUGAUUCUGUCGUCGUGAUCCGGGAAGAUGAACAUCCGGUAUGUGUAUCUUAAAACCCAAGCAUCUGAUUGGUAAUGACGUAAGGAAACAUUUUGGAGGAAUUGUGUUUAUAAGUUGUUCUGAAGAGAUAUAUAACUUCGGUUUAUCAGGCGGGUUUUAAUUUCAUCGUGCUAUAUUAUCUCUCGAAUUGCUGUAGAACUGGUCCGCAAUAUUCCCCGAUUGGCUUUUGCAAAGUGACGGAGCGAUGCUCGUAAAGCUUCCGGAACUUGUUCGAAAGAGAACCAUGGGAGUUUCAAAUUCCAACGUAGGUUCACCAAAAAAAAUAAGUCAGACUAUUCUACCUACACAGGCAGUUCAAGUAGACAACAAUCUGCGAGGGGUGAUCGAUUUCUAAACGAAAAUAACAAACAAUUAAACCCUAAACCAUAUCGUUAGGUUAAGGAUAGAAAAUUAUGUGCUACAUUGCGAAAUGGGUCGACAACUAUCAUCAUGGCCUGCAGUGCAGGCGUAUUUUGGCGGCGGGCGAAGGCUACUUGGAUGUGCUUGCUUGUUAAUGAAGAGUAUUACUUAUUCAUUCGUUUUCUUUCUUGCAGGGAUGGAAAAUUAUGGCUGCAACAUGUUCAACUGUAAAAGGAGCAGAGUACAUUAUGAGGGACGCAGUGUUUGAGCCAGGAAAAAAUAUACCGGUAUACAGCUGUCAUUGUAAAGGACAAGCUAGACUCUUUGUUCUUGGUCCAGGGUAUAUGAAGUGCGUCAUACACUACUGGAUAUGCCCAUUAUAAGUUAAGCACUAACUGGGGCUAUAUUGUGAGAAAGGAGGUCGCAAAUGUUACUGGGAACAAAUAUACUUACAUAAAGUUGCCACUGUAAAGACCUGUAAAGGAGGCAUGCACGACCCUUUGUUAAUUAGUCUAGUCCUGGUUGUCAUAGGAACCGAAGUAUACUUGCAUUCAGUUGCCAGACUGUUGACUAGUGGCCAGCCAACAGUAUUGUGUGCGUUACUAGAUUUUCCCCGACUAAAAGCAAAGACUUAGCUGAGACCGUAAAUAAUUACAUCAAAAUUGCAUAAUUAGCAAUCAUUUAUAACUUUCCGUCAGGUUGAAAAAGCAGCACCUAACGGGUCAAAGAAAUAUAGAUUGUCUUCAGGCCACGGUGCAUUAUCCACUCACAUUAUCACGUUGUUUUCGAUUGGCUUAUAAAUAAUUUUUCAUAAAUUCUCAUGACCUUAUUUUUUAGUGUCAAUCAUUCAAAAUUCUUUGUGUUUCCUUUAACAUAACCCGACCAAUUUUUCUAAAAGCACUAAUCUUGACCAAAUUUGGAAGUUUUACAUCUACGAACAGUCACCUUGAAACUGAUAUCGAUUUGUUUCGUUAAGAUUUUUAUUUGUUGUUAACAGUGUUAUUGAUACAUUAUCAUUAUGUUAUAUAUAAAUAAGCUAUAAUAUUUGAAAUAAAAUUGUUUCGUGAUGCAGAGAAAUUAGACUGUUUUAUUUUGCUUAAAUCAUUGGGUGACAUCAUGUUGCUUUACGUCAAAUUCUACCCACGAGAACCCCAUUCUAUGACCAUAGAGGACCAGAAAGAACGAGCGUUCGGUCCUUUUAAUGAAGGUUAAGAUAGUAUCGCAAAACCAGCGAGUCCAAAUCACCUCAGAAAUACACAAGGACACAAAAUACAGCACAAAUAAGGGUACUUUAUUUCGUUUCUUUACAAUACUAGAAGGUUUUUUCGAAUUUUACUAUUCCCAUAUGAACCCUAUAAAUCGCUUCGUUACGCAACAAAUUCGUCAGGGGUAGACUGAGUGGAUUAUCUUGAGAAUGUCGGAGUUUGAGGUAUCUAGAUAACACAUUGUCUGGAGUAUUUAGUACAGCUCAAGGAACCUGGAAUGCCACUAAAGACUGGAAUCCAAAAUCCAAACUCCACUGACAAAGACUGGAAUAGGAGGCCGAUUGCGUUAUCAGAUUAAGAGAGUUAUCAAGUGUAUAGAGUUAUCCACCUUUUGAACAACUGGGGCCAGAUGGCUUAUUUUCGGUGACUUGCCGUUGCAGGUGAAAAAAAAAAUAAAAAAAAUCACGUCACAUGAAAAGUUUUAGUGGAAAUUAUAUACCGAUAAAUUCUUACACAAACACUCUAGUCGGGCGUCGCUUACGUUGCUUUAAAACCAGCCAACAGAUACGUCUGACUGGAAACCUCUUUUGCCCUUCCUUAUAGCUAUGUAGUGAGUUUUAUUUCAUGCACCUACUUUCAGCAGUUUACAACGGUGUGUGGUAACAAUAUAUUCACUCAAUGUUCGGUCUGAGAAUAAGUUUUUUAUUUUCAUUUUUUUUCUCCAAUUAUUUGGUUCAAUUUUAUAGGUCAAAAGUUGAAGAUAAGUAGCGUAUCAUUUUGUAAGUGCUAGCUGAAAGUAUUUAAAAACUUUAGAGCUUAAAAAACGUAUAAAUUUGUUUUCCUGAGUGAACGCAAGGGUCCAAACCUACAGAUUCAAAUUUAUCAAAGACAAACUUGAACAGAAUGCAUCGUCCGGAGGAAACGCAAGAGGAACAUUAUUUCGAGCUGACCAACGUAGAUGGAGCUCAUCUGUACAUGAAUGCAGGUUCUGAAGGAAGUGCAAGCGAAAACCCAAAACCAGUAUUAAUGAGAACGACCACAGGGAAAAACGAUAACGAAACCGCCUCGAAAGAAAGACCCGUGCAAGAUGUUGGUGGGGCUGUCUAUAGUGAAGUCACAGCAAAUAGCAACAGCGUCAUUACCCAAGGAGCAGAGCAAGCAUCAUGGAGACUUGAAGGAUCGGAUGCAGUGCUUGACUCACUAAAUGUCGUAACGCAGACAAUGCAACAGCAAAUGAACUUCACGUUUCGUCGUAUGAUGUAUCUGAUGACUUUGCUUCUUGUGAUAAUUCUUUUGACUGCAGCAGUGAGCGUGGGCUUCAUAGUGAAGACAUCGAAGCCUGAGAGAUGCCCGAGUCAGCGCUCCUUAUCUCCAGGUCAGUAGGGUAGUACAGAGUACCAUCGAUCUAAACUCUUAAAAUACGACUUUCCUCUAAUAGUCACAGUUGAAGUUGGUCAAAGUUUUAGUUACGAAUGAUAAAGAGCAUUAAUAAUAGACCGUUUCCGAUAUAUAAAAAUUCGUACUUAAGCCCUAAGGCCUGGGAUAUAAAUUGCAAAGGAAAUGUAUUAUUUAUCUCUGAACCUCUUGGUGACGUCUUUCGAUUUAUUUCCCCACACCUGGGAGAUGCAAGUAGGAAUUUUAAUGUAUCGAAAUUGGGCUAUACCCAACUGUGUCUCUGACCAACAAAAUUGCAAGGUCUUCAAAAAAUACCCUAGGCUAGCUGUCCAAAUAAACUGUCUAAACGAACGGGAGGGAUUAAGAUAGCUAAAGUAGUAGCAGAAAGGCAGGACGGUUGACGAAUCAGUUGAUAAAGAAAAUCAACGUCAAGGUUUCUCUCUCCUGAGGGAACCUAACUAACAGCACACGUUUUUUUGUGUUCGGUAAGAGAUUGGUCAGUUAGAGUUUGGACUGCGGAAUGUGUGAUAAUUCACUGAGCAUAUAACGUCAUUUCACGUAAUUGUUUUUUUUUAAAUUGGUGGAUUCAGAAACGAAAGAGAACCAUAGAAAAUCUGAUUUCAAUUACUUUUACAGCUUAACUUUGAAAUUUUUACUUGGUGUAAAAUUUCAUUUGCACAUAAUUAUUUCGAAGGCUAAAUUAUAGGUGCAUGUGCUUGUGCCGGUAUUUUCAGCGUAAGCAAAGAGUUCCGCCAUGAAAAUAAAAUAAAAGUGAAGCAUCACGCGCAAGGGGUUGAUUAUAACUCUCGGCAAGGUCAAAAGAUGAAACAUGUCGAAACACUAGAGAAAAACAGCCUUGAACAAAUGCCUAAGUUCGAGGGAGUCGUGGUCCGUUAGGAUAAAAACGCAAUUUGAGCUCUUGCAUGCCUGUAGUCUCUUCUUAGUAGAUUUCUUACACUAUUUAGUUAACAAUAGAUGGUUAGACGGAUUAUAGUUAAAGGGUGGUACAAAAUUAAUGUGUACAAGAAAUAAAAUCUUUCUGGAAAAUAAUCUUAAUUCAAAAUGACUUUCUCUUCAUGUAAGCUCCAUCAGAUUCUGGAUUAAGCAGAUGCCUGGGAGCUGUGUACAUCAACGGACGAGAGAUUAGAGAACUAAAAGACGCGCUUAAUAGUACUCGUCGUCAACUUGACGAUGUCAGAGGUGAACUCAAGAGGCAAAACAGUACAAUUGCUAAGGUAACGUCACGAGUAAAAUGUAAAAAUGGCGAGCAAGUCUAUCUUAAAAGACAAAACACUAUAAACUGCAUCUAAGCGCCUUUUUUCCAGUCGGUGUUUACUGAUUCAACUCCCCAAACGUGUUUAGUACCUUAGAUCCUAAACAUGUUCGAAACAAACUUAUUUUCUUUUCUAUCGGCUUUUUAGUUAGUACUGUGUAUGAAAACGAGCAAACAAAGGGCUCACCCGUGUAUCCAGACGAAUUAUCCACUUGGAUAAAGGUCGUUUUAGGCUAUUUUAGAAAGACCGGAAUUCAUCUCGGAAAUGUUCCAGCGCGAAAAGCUAAAAAAGCGUGUUCCAUCAACAAAAAUACAACAAUUUUCGUUUUGUUUCUUUGUUUGUUUGUUUGUUUUUUGACAAUGGUAAUUAACUCCUAUCUUACUUUAAUUUAAGUUUGGAAUUAGUUAUGGUACAGAUCCAUCCAAGCGCUCAGACAACGACGGAUUGAAAGGUGAGCCCGGACCUCCGGGCCCACAGGGGCAAGCAGGACCUCCGGGACCCAGGGGCGUCAAUGGAACACAAGGACCGAUGGACCCUCCUGGACCACAAGGACAACAAGGACUUCAAGGAGCAAUAGGGUCCACGGGUAUAAAUGGCUCUCAAGGCCAACUUGGAAGAACUGGCGCUGGCAAUUUAACUCUAUGUCUGUACAAAAACAAGAAGGAAGCAGCACAAACAGCUGGAGACUCGGCAGAUGCUGUAGUCAUGGUUCGGGAUGAUGAACAUCCGGUAUGUGUGAUUUUGAAUUUAGAUAUCAAUUGUAUAGUGUAAUAGACUGGAAGAAUUGUGAUUAUUAGUUCUUCUGAAGAGAUAUAUAAAACCGUCGGUUCGUCAGAUGAGGUUCGAAGAAUUUACUUUAAUGUUACACACUUUUAAAAUGACUGGUCCCGACUGAAACAGCUAGCAGCGAAUCUCAAUCCGCCUAGGGAAACAACUGCCUGAGGGACCAGUUUUGAAGAGAUUUGUUAAACAACUGGUAAUUUUGAAGUUGGAAAUUCGUUAAUCCUCGCUGUAACGGCGGUCGUCGGUCAACACUCGGUCCUGGUUCGGGAAGAUGAACAUCAGGUAUGCAUGACUUUGAACCUCAACUGGAAUUUAAAUGAAUAACUAAUAUGCUCUUCUUUCCUUUGAACAAAUAUUAUUAGGUUUCAGUCAUCUACUUGAAAUUCAGGCUUUAUGUAAAGCAGAGAACGAUUUGUGCAAUAGAUAAGUUUACGUAAAUAUAUAAGGAACGAUUAAACAUUGUACGGUCAAGUCAACGACCCAUUAUUAUGUUGCGUACAAGUAUGGAAUUAACCUACAACAUAACAGUCACCCUGCACAAGGCUUUCAUUAUAUCCUGCCCCUCUGUUUCGUUCAAAAACUUUUGAUUGUAUUUAGGUAGUACACAGGAGUCUUGUUGAGCACACUGCCCAAAAUAACUUUCUUAGUUCUAAGUUUUUUUUUUUAACUUCUUUACACUGAAACGUGGCAAGUUUAGAUUCCAAAGAUGAAAUUGUUCCUAUAGAGCUUCCAAAUACAGAGGAAACACAGAUACGGAAGGGUGAAAACGAACUGGUUCGUUCCCGCUAACAUUAACAUAUGCUAACAAACACAGUGGAUGCCACAGUAACGGUUUGAUUGACGUCACAGAAAAAUUUGAGCAUGCUCAAUAUGAAUUGUCAAGGAUGUCGGCAGAGGUUCCUUCCUCUUCUUGACUUAUCGAGGAAGAUCGAAGGAGACUCUGUUCGUAGGGUACACCAACACAUUCAAAUUUAUCAAAGACAAACUUGAACAGAAUGCAACGUCCGGGGGAGACGCAAGAGGAACAUUUCGAGCUGACCAACUUAAAUGGCGCGUUCGUGAAUGCAGGUUCUGAAGGAAGUGCAGGCGAAAACCCAAAACCAGUAUUAAUGAGAACGACCACAGGACAAAACGAUAACGAAAACGCCUCGAAAGAAAGACCCGUGCAAGAUGUUGGUGGGCCUGUCUAUAGUGAAGUUAGAGCAAAUAGCAACAGCGUCAUUAUCCAAGGAGCAGAGCAAGCAUCAUUGAGACUUGAAAGAUCGGAUGCAGUGCUUGACUCACUAAAUGUCGUAACGCAGACAAUGCAACAGCAAAUGAACUUCAAAUUUCGUCGUAUGAUGUAUCUGAUGGCUUUGCUUCUUGUGAUAAUUCUUUUGACUGCAGCAGUGAGCGUGGGCUUCAUAGUGAAGACAUCGAAGCCUGAGAGAUGCCCUAGUCAGCCCUCCUUAUCUCCAAGUCAGUAGGGUAGUACAGAGUACCAUCGAUCUAAACUCUUAAAAUACGUCUAUCCUUUUUAUUUCUUUAUUAUUUUAUUUAUUAUUUAAUAUUUAUAAACACGUUCUAAAGCCCAAUGUGAUAUUGUAAAAUGGCCAAUUUCUGGUAAAAAAUAGCCUUUUCAACAGUGUUUUCUCCACAUUUGAUGUAGUGCUUAAAAAGUGGUAUUAUCUAUAAUGAAAAUUCAAAAUGUUAUCUUCCUUUUUUAAUGUAGAUCGUGCAGGUUUCCAGUCGUUUUCGGCAAAAUGUGUUCCAAUUUGUCUUUUUUUUUUUCACGCAGUGCCAUUAAGCAAUAAUCCAGGAUAAAUUCCGAAAAAUGUGCAAACGCACUCAAAAUGACCACGGAAAUUUCCAACGUCGCUUUAGUAAUAUUAACUUAAAGGUGGCCCGAACCUAUUUAUAUGCGUUUUGGUUAUGUUUUUGAUUUGCGUUUUUUAGAAUUAAAGAUUCAACCGAUUUCUAUGAUUUCUGGCAUACCAAAUUAAUAAUGAUGGAACUUUAAGAAAAUGUUAUUUGUUUUCUUGUAGAUAUAAAAGCCUUUGAGAUAUCGGCAUAUAUUUAAAACCGCAUUUUUACUAAAAAUGCAAAUAACUUCGAUAUCCCACGACAGAUGUUUCGUUUACUUGAGCAAAUAAGCCUCAGAGCUCUCUAGGUUUACAUCUGCAAGUUAGAAGGCAAUCGUGACCGUAGAACACGCUGCACAAAAUGCUGGUCAAAUUUAACCUUAAAAUUCUACGCUAACACAUUUAAUUUUGUGAAAGUUGACGCACGAAUAGAGGUAGAGUGCCGACAUGUCUAUCUCCUAUCUGAAAGGAUAUUCCCACCUAAAGCUUUAUUGCAAGAAACAGAGUAAUCAGAAACCUACGCGAACAUAGUUAGCAAUUUUAGAAGAACAACUUUAUGCUGAGUGUGCGGUAAUAUUAAAGAACUUUUAUUCAUCAAACUUAAGUUGUAUUUGUCCCUCUCUUUUCGAAACAAAUCUUAACAAAGCAAAAUAUAGCGUCUACGGAAAACUGUCAAGAGUUUUUAGCAUCGCAAAUUCCUGUUUUGAAGAGGAAUAACGCCACCAACUCCAGUACUUCUAACCAUCCAUUUUUCAGCUGCAGUGAAGACCCUUGUAUUUGGUAAGACUUUGCCAGCAAAUUCGCACGGAAAUUACCACCUGGGAAUAAAGAUGAAGACAAAUAUGACAAUCGUCUUAUUCUUCUCAUUAUCACCAACAGCAAAUUGCCCGUGCGGACGUGAUCGGAAGUCUUAAUAGCGUGAAUAAAUUAACAAAUACCUUUUUUCAUUGCAGCUGAAAAACGGAUGGUUAGAAGUACUGGAGUUGGUAUUUUUCACGCCCCUCCCCCCAGAGCUAUAAUCCCCGACGCCCGCGCUCUAGGUGCAUUUGAAAAUCAAGAUACCUGUGACGGUAAGUUGCGGUUUAUCUAAACGAGCUCACGAAAAAAUAGGGGACGGUGAACAGUCUACCAUUAAACGGUCACCUCUAUUAAGCGCACGCGGUCACCCUUUCUAAGGUCCCAAAGUGCUGAUUUUAUUGUUUUCACCUGUAUUAAACGGUCAAUUUGUUUACAAAAACUUAAUUCUAGGAGUCAAGUACAGCAAAGUUAAAAUCACAAGUGUAACUUGUUUCCACAAAUUUCUCGAAAUCAACUGUCUGAACAGUGACGUUCGGUUAUUUUUAACCGUAGUGUCAACAUUAACAUCAAAUUGAUCGUUAACUAGCUUCUCUUUUAAGAAUAGGCUAGAGAGAAUAGGCCAUUUGCACGAUGCGACGUCAUUUUACUACAACGACCAGAAUCCUUCAGAGUUUUGCUUUCUUGUGCAAAUUAGGGCUUUUAAUAUUUAAACCUCGCUGGGAUUUCCAAAUUUAAAUAUCAAAGAAAAAGCGAGAAGUAUUAUGGUCGUAGUAGUAAAAUGACGCCAUAGUGCAAAUGACCUAUUGCACAAAAAAUUGUCCCCUUCAAAAUGAUAUUCAUAGGGCACUUCUAAACCAUAACCAGCUCCUCUGUUUGUAUUUUUACUUUAGAAAUACAAAAGAUAAUCAAGUAUCAAGUAAAAUGCCAUCCCCACUAACCCUGAUGUUGAAUUUUACGAUACCUUUAUUAAGCGGUCCGCGUGUACAGUUUUGACUGUACCCAGUCUCUUCUCGGAUUAAGCCUCCACCGUGUCUACAUUUCUGCUCGUGUUAAAACGGUUUCAAAACAGGUGGAGAGGAAAUGCAACUGGAACAAUAAAAUAUUCGCUAGAGUCAGUACUUAUCAAAUGACAUGAAAUUUUGUGUGAAAUUUCAAACUGCUAUAAAUAGCAGUACAAAAUUAAAGCAAAACACGAGGAAGAGGAAAGAGGAAAAGGGAUUCUUAGAUAAGUCAAAUUUAUUGAAAAUACCGGACUGCCGGACAUUUAGUGUUUUGAGGAAAACCUUGACAGGUUACCAGCCAUAUAGCCACAGCGUAUUUGAGCAAAAAUCACCGUUCAUAAGUUUUUUUCUCUGUACGGUAUUUGUCAAUAAAACAAAAUCGAAUCGAUUUGUGCAUUGUGUCUAUAUUGCUUUUACUUUCAGUCUUGUGUCUUUAUGGUCUGAUCGAGCCUUGAAGUCGCAACCAUUUCUCUACAUACAAUCGCUUGACCGCCUCGAAUAAAAACCUUGCCAUCUUCGGUCUUAUUUAGUGCAAAUACCACUUUGCUUCUUUGCCGUAUGCCAUCUGACGUCGAGAUUUUCCUCUUUCACUUCUAAAUUUCACAUUUCUCAUCGCUUUAAUACUUUUCUUUUCAAAGGGCCUUUCUCUUUAAUAGGCUGAUUUAGCAACAGGACGGGAACGUCAGGUUGCGACGGGAAAGGUCGCGGAAAGGACUAAACACGACUUCCGGUGCGCAAUUUGCCGCUCUGCCAUGGGACAAGCCAGUUGUUUAAUUUGCGCGCGCCGUCGUCAACUGACGUUCCCGUUCUGUUGCUAAAUCAGACUAAUAAAAAUAAGGAACGGGCCAUUAGAAAAGUUGUGGGGGGGGAGGGUGGGUAAUUUUCGAGUCGCCGGAAUUUUUUUUCGUUAUCAAAUUCCUUGUAUGAAUUUUUUUUAAGGCCAUAGCAUGAAUAUUUUUUAGGGUUAAUUGGCGUGCAUGAAUUUUUUUUCAUUUAAUUUUCCCUUGCGCGAAUAUUUUUUUUUUGUAAUUCGCCCGACCGCCCCCCCCCCCCACCCCCAUAAGUUUUCUAAUGGUCCGUCCCUAACAAAGCGCACCUUCAAGUAAGCAAAGAGUUCCGCCAGGAAAAGAAAAUGAAAGUGAAGCAUCACGCGCAAGGGGCUGAUUUUAACUCUCGGCAAGGUCAAAAGAUCAAACAUGUCGUAACACUAGAGAAAAACAUGUUUUAAUCGCUUGGAGAUUUCAUUCACGUUUUCAAAAAGCCAAACCACCACAAUUAGAAUGCACAGUCUGUUUUUCUACAAACGUGCAAGUAGCGAACUAGAGACGCAGAAAGUGGUACGUCACCGGGCUUGUGGUAAGCCUUGAACUAGCCCGCAUAACAGGCGCUUUAGGCCGCUUUAUUUUUUCUCCUCCCCUCGUCUCGAGCGUGUCACGCUUCGCGCGAAAUACCGCGUUCGCCUCGCUUGGCUCAAUUGCAGGCUAGCCUUGAACAAAUGCCUAAGGUCGAGGUCGUGGCCCCUUGGGUUAAAAACGCAAUUUGAUCUCUUGCCUACAGUCUCUUCUUAGUAGGAUUCAUAGACUAUUUAGUUAACAAUAAAUGGUUAGAAGGAUUAUGGUUAAAGGGUGCUGUACAAGAUUAAUGCGUCGGUGAGAAAUAAAAAUCCUUCUGGAAAAUAAUCUUAAUUCAAAAUGACUUUCUCUUCAUGUAAGGUCCAUCAGAUGCUAGAUUUAGCAGAUACGCACGCGAGAUUAGAGAACUGAAAGACACGCUUGACGAUGUCAGAAGUGAACUCAAGAGACAGAACAAUACAAUUGCUAAGGUAACGUAGCUAGUGAAAUGAGAAAAUGGCGAGCAGGUCUAUUUUUACUAUUGCAUCUUAUCACCUUUUUUCCAGUCUGUGUUUUCUGAUUCAACUCCCCAAACGUGUUUAGUACCUUAGAUCCUAAACAUGUUCGAAACAAACUUAUUUUCUUUUCUGACGGCUUUUUAGUUAGUACUGUGUAUGAAAACGAGCAAACAGAGGGCUCAGCCGUGUAUCCAGACCCCGGGGAGGGGGGUACUUUAGGAACUUCGAGUUCUGGAACCCUUAACCUAUACCAGAGCUAGUUCAGCUGAAUUUUGCUACCCUAUACUAGAGUAAACUCCCAAAAUCCCCCUAUGCUAGAGUAGCUGUUUACCUAGUCUAGAUAAAAUCUUCAACCAACUGAUCAGUUUCCUGAAAAAUGAUACCCUACUCUAGACCCAAACGCUCUGAUUUGUAUACCCUUUCCUAGAGUAAACUGCUUGAAAGAUUGAAAACCAUACCCUUCACAGCGGCACAUACCUAAAAAGCCCAUAUAUGGGAGUACCCGCCCCCCUGGAUCCAGACGAAUUAUCCACUUCUAAAAGGUCGUUUUAGGCUAUUUCAGAAAGACCGGAAUUCAUCUCGGAAAUGUUCCAGCGCGAAAAGCUAAAAAAGCGUGUUCUAUCAGCAAAAUACAACAACAAUUUUCGUUUUGUUUCUUUGUUUGUUUGUUUGUUUGUUUUUUAACAAUGGUAAUUAACUCCUAUCUUGCUUUAAUUUAAGUUUGGAAUUAGCAAUGGUACAGAUCCAUGCAAGCGCUCAGACAACGACGGAUUGAAAGGUGAGCCCGGACCUCCGGGCCCACAGGGGCCAGCAGGACCUCCGGGACCUAGGGGCGUCAAUGGAACACAAGGACCGAUGGGCCCUCCUGGACCACAAGGACAACAAGGACUUCAAGGAGCAAUAGGGUCCAUGGGUAUAAACGGCUCUCAAGGCCCACCUGGCCAUCCUGGAAGGCAUGCUGCUAACAAUUUAACUCUAUGCCAGCACAAAAUCAUGAGGGGAACACCUGCCUCAAUAACACCAGAUGCUCCAGACGCGGGAGAUUCGGAGGUCAUAAUUCAGGAACGUCCGGUAUGUGUGAUUUUGAAUUUAGAUAUCAAUUGUAUAGUGUGAUAGACUGGAAGAAUUGUGACUACAGGGUGUCCCAAAAGUUCGUUCCUCUACUUUAUAAGUCUGUAUUUCAGUACGAUUGGACUUGGUAAGCAAAUCAUUUAAACGAAAGGUGUGUCUUUCAAUCUAAUUCACUAUUUUCGUACUUGCUGUGCCAUCUUUUGACUCGAAUAUUCGAUUUGUGUACUUCCACGCCAAAGGUGCGUGUGCGCGAGUAUAUUUUCCAGCCUCCUUUUUUGUAUUUUAUCGCCCGAAUUGCUCGAACUCCUUCCUUGUUUUCUGUGAAUAUCAAAAAAGAUAAACCCCUUAACGCAAAAACGCUCGAGAGCAUAAGCAUGUAUACUUCGAUUUAUUGGCUUAUCUGCUACUAUAGAAACUGCUAAAAACCUGGAAUUGGGUGGUAAAAUGAUCAUGGAGAAAUGAAGGUUUUAAAAGCAAGAAACGAGGGGGAAGACCAAAAGUCCUGAAUAAGGCAGGUGAAAUAGUUUUACAGAAGGCUAGAUACAAAAUAGGAGACUCCACGAGGAAGCUCUCACAUAGUUAGCAAGCCAAGUCCAGAAAGGGUCAUGAAAAGCUGUUUAAAAUGUUUAAAAUUAGAGGCCCCUGAGAUAGCCGAAAAAAAAAAGCGCUGCUUAGCCUGCCAAGUAACGCCCAGCUCGUCUCAAAUUUGUAAAGAAGUACAAAAGCCUUAGUAGUAAUGCUUCAGCAAAGAUAAGCCCCGUUGGUGCGCGCGUUCCCUUUGCGUUCCGUGUGCGUUCCCUUAAUUAAUAGGCAUAUGGGUCGAGUCUAUGACGUCACUCAUUGUUAUAACCUAGGGAAAAAAAUGCGUUCCUUCAUAUUAAUUAAGUGCCUAGUCACUGCCUUCCCGCAUAUUAAUUAUGUGCCUAGUCAGUGUCUAGCUAGCUGGGUAAAAAUGCGUUCCUCCAUAUAUAAUGAAGUGGAUAGGUUUACUAAUAAGCGUCACUCUACUACAAUAGGAACAUUAGGCUUGCCUAGACUUGCCCAGGCUCUUUUAACCCUGAUUGGAUAGUAAACAUUCUAUUAUGUGUUGAACAUAAAAGCGCGCUUUCCCUUCAGUAUUUUAUUCUCGCAAUCGCUUUGCUAAGGAAAAAGUCUUACUAUCAACAAUAUUUUUUAAAACACUGCUCCAAACAUGCAAGUCGAAUCGAGCUGUAAACUUGUCUGACUAUUACAAAACUGUUUUCUCCUUUCUAUCUCGAGGAAAUGUAAAACUAUUGAAGUCUUGUCAUUUUCACGCACGAUGAAUCAGUUAAUUAUGCGAGUUCGCAAGCCCAAAGUUGAAUACAAAUUAGCUCUACAGGAAAGACCCAAGAGAGAGAAUCUUGACGUAUUAUUAUAAAACAAAUAACUUAACAAGGAUCAAUAAAAAGGCGCGACUCACAAUUGCUAGCAAUAAAAACACAAGAGAGAUACCGUUUUAAAAAACUUUAUUAAAAAACAAUGACAAAAAGUGUCAAAUACACAGGAAUGGAAAUUAAUUAAUCUUCAUCUUCGUUCUCCUCUAUAGAAGGGGAAUAGAAAUUGGUUUCCAAUGUCUUUGCGUUUUUGUGUGUAACUGCUCCGCAAUCCUGACACCGAAGAAAGCCCUCUUUCAUGUAAUAUCUCUCCUCGGGAAUCUGGUGAUUGCAUAUAGGACAAAUCUUGUAGUAAUCGGAGGGAAAACAAUAGAAAUGUGGUGGCGGUGGUGGUGGUGGUGGUGGAAAGAAAAACAAUAGAAAUGUGGUGGUGGUGUAGGAAAAACAAUAGAAAUGUGGUGGCGGUGGUGGUGGUGGUGGUCUUAGGGGAGGAAAACAAUAGAAUUUUGUGGCCUGAAAACCUAUAUAAAUGCGCAACAUUCUACCUCUUUCUCAGUCUACAUUUUGCUCCUGAGGAGUUGACAUGAGUUGGUUCUGUUCUGUCUGCAGAAAAAUCCUUUGGUAGAAAAGAUAGUAAGCAAAGGCACGUGAUGUCUAAACACCGCAAUGCUGGUCUCACCCCAUUUCAAACAGCUCCAAUAUUUUCACAGAAAUGUCAGCGGUUUCGCUUCGAGCAUCCUUUCACCUCCAUGAUCGCCGGAAUGACCGGGUCCGGAAAACGGCCUGGGUUCGAUCGCUAUUGCAAGAAGCUUCAGAGACCAUUUACCCUCCCCCGGAGAGGAUCGUUUGGUGUUAUUCACAAUGGCAGCCUGCGUAUACACAAAUGUUAGUCGUCAUGCCAAACAUUGAAUUCGUCAAGGGAAUUCCUACGGCUUCGGAGCACGAUUCCUAUUUUGAUGUGAACAAACGGAAUUUGAUCGUGUUUGAUGAUCAGAUGAUUGAAGCCAGUAAAGACAAGGGAAUUGUGAACCUUUUUACUCGUGGUUCUCAUCAUCGCAAUCUGAGCGUGAUUUAUAUCGUGCAGAAUCUAUUUCAUCAGGGGAAAGGUAGCCGCAGCAUAAGCCUAAACAGCCAUUAUCUGGUGUUAUUCAAGAAUCCACGAGACAAAUUGCAAAUCCUGACUUUGGCGAAGCAAAUGUAUCCCGGGCAGACUGAUCUCUUUUUAAAUCAGUACGAAGAGGCUGUAAAAAGACCUUUUGGUUAUCUUCUGAUUGAUCUAAAAACUACUACCCAAGAUAAUUGUCGGUUGCGAACAAACGUCCUGCCCAGUGAAGAAGGUUUUAACCAAGCAGGGAUUCAAGGAAAUAUUCCUCAAGAGCUUCUAAACUAUCUGAAGCAGCAAACUCUUUCGCCUGUCCCGCUUCUUCCAGCUAUGCAAGAAAUACAAGGCAACAUGGACGACGUGCUUUCUCGAAACGAUCUUCGGGACGAUGAAAAAGCUAAACGAUACCUUCAGUUGCAAAGCAGAUACCUGGCUUUUAAAGAACAAUUAAAUACAAGAACACGACCGGAAGAAGUAAUCAGCACUCUUCCAGACUUAACAUCAAGGACCCAAGAUUCUUCAACAGCAACGACAGCAUUCUCCACUCCCCUCAACCCCUUUAAUGUAACACCUGAAUUAACACAAGAGGCUAUCUCUCAAAAACCUGACGAAGAAAGCCUCACCCCUCCACCACCCUUAAAUCCUGCUUUCCUGACCCCUCCUCCCACAGUAGAAACCCCAUCACAACAAGGCCCGAAGCGCAAAAGGCGUCGGAUUCAAUUUCUAAAUUAUUUGGAUGAUCAUAAAUCUCAUGGCAAACAGCUGAAGAAACGUCGGCAUAAGAAAUUCAAACCUUACAAGUACUCCAUGGGCGAAGAUGAAGAUUAAUUAAUUUCCAUUCCUGUGCAUUUGACUCUUUUGGUUUUUAAUAAAGUUUUUUAAAACGGUAUCUCUCUAGUGGUUUUAUUGCUAGUAAUUAUGAGUCGCGUGUUUUAAUUGAUGCUUGUUAAGUUAUUUGUUUUAAAAUAAUACGUCAAGGUGCUCCCUUGAGGUUUUUCCUGUAGAGCUAAUUUGUAUUCAACUUUAUAUGAUUAAUUUGAUAUAAAUUGUACAUAUUUUUUAGGAAUUUUAGAUUCUUAAGUCUUAAUUAUGAUAAUUUUACUUUAUUUUAAUUAGCUUUGUUUUAGUGUCCCCAAUUAGUACUGUAAUGUACUAGAAUUUUAUGACACUUAAAUAAAGGUUUCAUCAUCAUUCAUCAUCAUCAUCAACUUUGGGCUUGUGAACUCGUAUAAUUAACUGAUUAACCGUGCGUGAAAAUGACAAGACUUCAAUAGUUUUACAUUUCCUCGAGAUAGAAAGGAGAAAACAGUUCUGUAAUAGUCAGACAAGUUUACAGCUCGAUUCGACUUGCAUGUUUGGAGCAGUGUUUUAAAAAAUAUUGGUGAUAGUAAGACUUUUUCCUUAGCAAAGCGAUUGCGAGAAUAAAAUACUGAAGGGAAAGCGCGCUUUUAUGUUCAACACAUAAUAGAUUGUUUACUAUCCAAUCAGGGUUAAAAGAGCCCGGGGAAGUCUAGGAAAGCCUAUUGUUCCUAUUGUAGUAGAGUGACGCUUAUUAGUAAACCUAUCCACUUCAUUAUAUAUGGAGGAACGCAUUUUUACCCAGCUAACUAGACACUGACUAGCCACAUAAUUAAUAUGCGGGAAGGCAGUGACUAGGCACUUAAUUAAUGUGAAGGAACGCAUUUUUUUCCCUAGGUAAUAACAAUGAGUGACGUCAGACUCGACCAUAUGCCUAUUAAUUAAGGGAACGCACCAACGGAGCUUAUCUUUGCUGAAGCAUUACUACUAGCCUUGUUGUGGAAGGGGGCUGGGAUGAUUAUCUUUUCUCGAUGAAUGCCCAAAAUAUAUUUUUUUCAGCUACCUGGCUCCUGCGCACCAGGUGAUAAAAAAGCUCAAAGUGGGUCAUCUGUGGGUCUACACGCUGUAUCCCACUUCAUGCAGCAACGGCUACAGAAUGUGAUAAAAAACAACAACAACAAAAAGGGUAUGCCAGUUACUGAAAUUCUGAAUACAUGUUCUCGAUAGAGAGAUAUACAUCUUCCGGAAAUUUCAUGUAAAAAUAAAUUUUUGACCAGAAAUUAUAGUGCAUGAAAUUAGAGGAACGAACUUUGGGACACCCUGUAUUAGUUCUUCUGACGUGAAGAGAUAUGUAAAACUUUUGUUUGUCAGAUGAGGUUCGAAGAAUUUACUUUAAUAUUAAACACUUUUAAAAUGACUGGUCUCGUCGGAAACAGCUAAUUUUGUUUCCCGAGAAUCUCAUUCCGCCGAGGGAAACAAGGAAACAACUGUUUCCCGAGGGACCUGUUUUGAAGUGAUAUGUUAUUAAUACAACUGGUAAUUUUGAAGAUUGAAAUUCAUUAAUCCUCGCUGUAACGGCGGUCGUCGGUCAACAUUCGGUCCUGGUUCGGGAAGAUGAACAUUAGGUAUGCAUGACUUUGAACCUCAACUGGAAUUUAAAUGAAUAAUAUGCUCUUAUUUCCUUUGAACAAAUGUUAUUAGGUUUCAGUCAGCUACUUGAAAUUCAGUCUUUAUGUAAAGCAGAGAACGAUUUGUGCAAUAGAUAAGUUUACGUGACUAAAUAUAUAAGGAACGAUUAAACAUUGUACGGUCAAGCCAUCGACCCAUUAUUAUGUUGCGUACAAGUAUGGAAUUAACCUACAACAUAACAGUCACCCUGCACAAGGCAUUCAUUAUGUCCUGCCCCUCUGUUUCGUUCAAAAACUUUACAUAGGAGUCUUGUUGAGCACACUGCCUGCCUCGAAUAGCUUUAGCUUAAUGUACGUAGUGUGUAAUGUUUAAUAUCCAGUUAAUCGCUUUUAAUAAAGUUGUUGUCGUUGUCGUUGUCGUUGUCGUUGUUGUUGCAUUUCGCUUACUUUCAUAGCCUCUUAAGUGCUGACUCUCUUUCAGGGAUGGAAAAUUAUGGCCGCAACAUGUUCAACAGUAAACGGAGCAGAGUACAUUAUGAGGGACGCUGUGCCAGGAACAAAUAUGCCUAUAUACAGAUGUCUUUGUAGAGGAAAAUCGAGAGUGUUUGGUAUUGGUUCAAGGUACAUGGAGUGCGUCAUACACUACUGGAUAUGCCCCAUUAUAAGUUAA
Messenger RNA from Porites evermanni, 19869 nucleotides. Lineage: Eukaryota; Metazoa; Cnidaria; Anthozoa; Scleractinia; Poritidae. The record is from the annotation of a GenBank genome assembly.